AUGAUUAAUGACUCUGCGACUCUUCCUGGCACGACAGACCUUUACAAGCAAGUACUUCAUAGAUUUGGUUCAAGCGAUCAACAGCUUUUUGACCGGAGCUCCAAUAAUUCUAUCGUGGAGCAUGUUAUUGAAACUUCACUAUCCCAGCCUGAUGAUGUUUGUUUCGGCAUGGUGAGCUGCUUCCAGAGACGCAGGCACUGUCUUGGCACUAAUUACAGCAAGAUCGUCGACGUCCAGGGCACCUGCCAGAGCGCAGUAUCGGAGACUAAUCUCGAGUUCCCCGUGUUUUUUCGAUCCCCAGAGACCUUCGCGGGGAUAGAUGACAGCUCCUUGAGUGGGAAAGUUGAGACGAGCUUUGUUCAUAUUGUUCAAAGUCUCCAAGAUGAAACAAGAAUCAAUUUGCAAGUCACUUGCAUGGUCCAACAGAGCGAUUGUCAAGCUAAAAGACCACGGAAAUAUCUCUCUGUGCCUUGCUGUCUUCAGAUCAUACUUUACGGGCCAAUUGAGCUCUACAACGACAUCGGCACCUUCUUCGAGGAACACGGAUUCUUUAUUCAAGACCCUAAAGGCUGUAACCGCAAUGUCUUGUAUUGCAAUCCUCAUCGCCUACCUUCACUCGAUUGCGGUUUAUUUCCCUGGACAUCUGACCUUGAGUUCAGACCCGUCCCGGUAGCCUUCGAGAUUGCCGAUUUUGCAUCACGGCCUGAGCUGCUCGAAAUUUUGGACAGCCAGGAAGAUCUUCCCCUAACCCCUCAGUCCCCUUCAAUUCGAACGCAACUAGCGAGACAUCAAUUACAGGCAUUGACAUUCAUGCUACGGAGGGAGCAAGGUUGGGCUUUCGAAGGAGGCUCUCCCGAUAUCUGGGAGGUCAUUGAACAGGAGGACAAUAUCUUCUAUGUUAACCGAGUCUCCGAUCUACGUCAAGUCGAAGAGCCACCCCAAUUCCAAGGAGGAAUCAUAGCCGACCCCAUGGGCUUGGGGAAAACACUUUCAAUGAUUGCCCUGAUCGCCUCAGAUAUCCACAGCAACCCUGAAACCCGAUUCGAUCAUGAUUCACCUCACCCGAGAUCAUCUGGAAGCACACUAGUCAUAGUGCCACCACCUUGUGCGUACAACAACUCCCUGAAGACUCUGGAGAUUUACCCUAACAAGUCAAUGCCAGUAUUGGGUACCUGGGAAGAACAGCUUCGCGACCAUGUUGUGCCCGGAUGUAUGCCAUUCUUCAGACAUCACGCAAAGUCCAGGUUGACCAGCCAAGAGGAGUCGGAGAGCAACAUGCUCGUUUUGACCACCUAUCAUACUGUAUCUGCAGAGUGGCGAAACGGCGCUGGAAGCGAAGAUUCUGUUCUUUUCCAAACAUGUUGGAGACGGAUUAUCCUCGACGAAGGUCUGGCGCCCACUCCUGUCUCUCUACACGUAGUAGUGUUAACCAUAACCCUUACAGCUCAUUUCAUACGCAAUGGCGAUUCCCAGAUGGCCAAAGCCAUUUGCGCAUUGAACUCUGCAUCGAGGUGGGCCGUGACAGGAUCGCCUAUCCAGAAUCGCCUGGGAGAUCUUGCGACGCUGCUCAAAUUUCUCAAGGUCUAUCCCUAUUCGGAGAAGCAAAUCUUCGACGCCCACAUAUCCAACUUGUGGAAAAGCGGGAACGACGAGGAGGCACUGAAGCGUCUGAAGAGGCUAUCUGGAUGUCUCCUCCUCCGCCGCCCACAGACUACUAUUGAACUCCCCACGCGGACGGACUUCCAGUGGUCAAUCGAUCUUACACCAGCGGAGAGAAAGCUGUAUGAAGAAGUCAGAACGAAGACAAUUGCCAACAUUGAACACACGAUGUCCCAGCCAGACAUGGCUAGGAACGCAAGCUUUGUCAAUGUGCUCCAGCAGAUUGAAGCCAUGCGCAUGGUGUGCAACCUUGGUCUCUUUUAUCACUCUCGACACGACCUUACUACGCGGAGUAGAAUGGCAGGCAAUUGGGAGGCGGAUGCCCAGGCAGCUUUUGAUGUUCGUCGCGGGAUGGCGCGGAUGGUGUGCCAGAUCUGUUCCUCCACGAUCAACACAGCCGAUGCCAUCUUCGAUGACCAGGAUCACGCACAAUCUGCUCUCUUCUUCCGUUGCCUGGCCUUUAUCUGCCCUACUUGCUCGAACCGAGCUCACAGUUCACGGAAUUGCGGGCAUGCUACACCUUGCCCCGUAGCGAAAGUGGUCAUGGGUCCUUCCGGGCUUGAAGAACCUUUGAUUGCAGACUUGAGUAGGAGAGAAUUGAAUUUGGCAUUCGCAACUCAACAACUGCCGACGAAGAUUUCUGCUCUAGUGAGCGACUUGCAGCGACAGCCUGAAGACGUUAAAAGUGUCGUUUUUUCGACGUGGAGAAUGACUUUGGAUAUGAUUGAGUUAGGUCUCAAUCGAGCGUCAAUCAAAUGCCUUCGAUUCGAUGGCAAAGUCCCUCAGAAAGAACGACAAGCCGUUAUUGACCAGUUCAGAUCUGAUCCAGAAGUCAAGGUGUUACUUCUGACAUUGUCUUGUGGUGCUGUAGGUCUCACACUCACCGCCGCCUCUCGGGCAUAUCUUAUGGAGCCUCACUGGAACCCAACAUUGGAAGAUCAGGCACUGGCAAGAAUUCACAGAAUGGGCCAGAAGCGGGAAGUCACGACACGUGUGCGACAAGUACAAGAGUCCAAACGCGAUCUUGCAGCAAUGCUGCUAAAUAAGGGCCCGGGAGAAGAGGGAUCAGAUCCCACCCGCAAGCCGCUAGAGGUUGGUCCCGACACUAUCCUCACAAUGCUCACAAAUGAUGAAUUAUCUGCUAACGAUAAUUCCAGUGGCUUCGAUCUUUGA
Messenger RNA from Thyridium curvatum, 2832 nucleotides. RefSeq lists its product as uncharacterized. Gene Ontology annotation, molecular function: ATP binding; ATP-dependent chromatin remodeler activity. NCBI's taxonomy places the organism in Eukaryota, Fungi, Ascomycota, Sordariomycetes, Thyridiales, Thyridiaceae. The transcript is spliced from 8 exons. Bases 1 to 2832 code for a protein of 943 amino acids. The record is from RefSeq and is a predicted model, not a curated record.